Molecule: messenger RNA, 2532 nt
Organism: Oncorhynchus nerka (sockeye salmon)
Lineage: Eukaryota; Metazoa; Chordata; Actinopteri; Salmoniformes; Salmonidae
Product: coiled-coil domain-containing protein 93
Biological process (GO): Golgi to plasma membrane transport
Source: RefSeq, a predicted model, not a curated record
UUGCAACGUUUAGAACCGCUGCAGCGAUUCACAUGCUUUUGUUUUUCUAAAUGUUAACUCUACUCACUUUAUCGACUCCCAUCACUCGACAGUGGCCGUGUUGCAGUCGACCUCUAAGUGAGGUUAGCUUACUUUUUGUAUAAAAAUUACAGCUACAUCAUGAACGCACAAUUUUUCAAGAAUUAAGACCAAAGUCAUAUGCCUUCGUCAUGAGACUACACACCACAGUCCAACAUGGCGGCCACGUCUGUUUUCCACAGAGCAAGAACAGGUUCGAAAAUAGGAGCUCAAUAUGAUCAAGAGGGAAAUCUUAUUCAGGAAACAAGGGAGGACGAGAAGCAGAGUGUCAAGCUAGCAGAAAUCCUGGAACUUCUUCUUGCUGCUGGAUAUUUCAGAGCCCGAAUAAAAGGACUGGGACCUUUUGACAAGGUGGUUGGAGGGAUGACAUGGUGCAUCACAACAUGUAACUUUGACAUUGAUGUGGAUCUGCUGUUCCAGGAGAAUUCAACUAUUGGACAGAAAAUCGCUCUCACAGAGAAGAUUGUGUCUGUUCUGCCCAAAAUGAAGUGCCCUCAUUGCCAGGAGCCUCAUCAGAUCCAAGGGCUGCAUUUCGUCCAUAUAUUUCCAGUGAUACAGUGGCUGGUGAAGAGGGCCAUAGGGACGAAGGAGGAGAUGGGAGACUAUGUGAGAGCCUAUUCUGUCUCUCAGUUCCAGAAGACACACAGCUUCCCUGAGGAUGAAGACUUCCUCCAGAGGAAGGAAAAGGCUGUGAAAGCAGUCCUAGAUGUAUUGACGGUAUGGAUUCAGCAAGCAGACAAAACAGGACCAGGGAUGGAGACUUGUGGAGGAGGAGGAGGACCUGCAGGCAGCGUAGGAGGUGAAGUCACAUCACAUGUGUAUAAAACCAACCGCAGCCCCAUGUCCAAUACUACAGAAAUGCAUCCCUCUUUGAUGAUGUCCCUGACUCCCUGUGAUAUAUCCUCUCAGCUGCGCAUCAAAACACUGAUGCCCAGCAUGGCUGCCAUGGUGACUGAGGAGGGGAGGCUAACAGCCAACACAGUGGGACAGAUAGUUGGGCUGCAGUCUGAGGAGAUUAAACAGAUAGCAUCUGAGUAUGCUGAGAAGAGGUCUGCAGAGGACCGUCCAGGGUACGGGCCAAUCCAGCAGCACCGUAGGAUAGUGACCUCUCUGAACAAACAGAUCCAACAGAAGACCAAGCAGUUGGAGGAGCUACAAACCAAACACUUGGAGGUAAAAUCGGGGUGCGUGGAAGCUAAGAGCAAACUGUUGGAGGCCACAGAGCAGACCGAGAGACUGGAGAAAGAGCCGAGUGCCCUGGAAGAGGCUGAGGGCCAGGCUGAUACUGGACUGUUGGAGAAGCUGAGGGCUCUGGUAGGCAUGAAUGAGAACCUGCAGCACCAAGAGCAGGAGUUCCGGACACAUUGUAGAGAGGAGAUGGUUUGCCUGCAGCAGAACAUUGAGGACCUGAAGAUGGAGUCAGGAGAUGAUACGGAGGACGAGAAGGAGAGGAGUCAGCUAAUCAACAAGCAGUACAACAGACAGAAGCUACAGAAGAUCAGACUGAUGAUGGCUUGGAGGAACCGUGAGAUCGCCAUCCUGCAGAGGAAGAUAGACGAGGUGCCGAGCAGGGCAGAACUGAACCAGUAUCAUUAGAGGUUCAUUGAGCUCUAUGGCCAAGUUUCAGCAACACAUAAAGAGACCAAGCAGUUCUUCACCUUGUAUUACACAUUAGAUGACAAGAAGGUGUACCUGGAGAAGGAGGUGAACUUGCUGAAUUCCAUCCAUGACAACUUCCAAAAGGCGAUGGCGUCUUUGGGGGCCAAGGAGCAGUUCUUGAGACAGAUGGAGCAGAUAGUGGUGGGAAUCAAACAAAGCCGCAAUAAGAUAGAGAAGAAGAAGCAGGAGAAUAAGAUGAGAGACCAGCUGAAUGAUGAGCUGCUGGACAAACAGAGGCUCUACUUCAAAACUGUCAAGGACUUCAAAGAGGAGUGUCGUAAGAAUGAAAUUCUGCUAUCCAAGCUGAGAGACAAGGGUGCUUCGUAACCCAAAUCACUGUCUCCAAAAUAAGUUCUCACUGUUACAUAAAAAAUAACCUCAUCAAUCAACGACUGUAUGUCUUGUUGUCUGGCAAUACUGGCAUUGUAUUGCCUUGUUCUGCCUACUGUAUUGUGCUUUGACAUUCCACGUUGCUUUGCAGUAUGUGGAUAGUGAUGCCACUACUGGUAGGGCAGAGAUUCUUGAGGGACAUCAACUGCCCUUUGCACGGUGACAUGAGGAAUGUUCUCCACGUACCAUUUAUAUUUAGGUGCAGGAACUCUAUACUUUGGAGCUAAUAUUCUAGGAGAUGCAGGAACUCCAGCAGAAGACCAUUUGAGGUGCUGGUACUCAGUUCCAGUGAGCUCCUGCCCAAGUCAAGCACUGGCUUUACCCAUGUGUAUUGAUCUCUGUUGUCUACCCAUUCCAGCAGUUUAUCAUCACUUUGGCACUUAAUAAAAUAAACCAUGCACAGUC